Messenger RNA from Strongylocentrotus purpuratus (purple sea urchin), 12406 nucleotides. RefSeq lists its product as uncharacterized. Bases 114 to 2939 code for a protein of 941 amino acids. The record is from RefSeq and is a predicted model, not a curated record. The transcript is spliced from 4 exons. NCBI's taxonomy places the organism in Eukaryota, Metazoa, Echinodermata, Echinoidea, Camarodonta, Strongylocentrotidae.
UCUGUAAAUUGGCAAAGCUGACCUUUCACGAUUGAUGAGCAAGCUCUGAGAAAAUAGAAAAGGAUGCGAAGUAAGAUGAGGAAACCAACAGUCAUUUGCAGUUCAGUGCCUACAUGUACGAACCGAAAAGGAACUUUGUGAACUCCAGUGUUAAAACGUCCCCAACCCCCAACCAUGCCAGACGGCUGAGAGCUCCAAGCGUAGAAACCCCCAGGAUGACGGAACCCAGGGAAGGAGGGAGUCCGGCCGCUGACCCCUACGCAGAGGUCAGGGUCAUCGACUCCCAGCUGCAGCACUUUAGAAAUUAUUUUGAUGUCAUCCAGGUCUACAAGUGCCGCAUCUGCUCCUUCUGCAGUCCCCUUGAACAUGUGAUAGCCAGUCACAUGUCGGAGGUCCACUUCCCACGCCGAUGCUUCCUCUGCAAACAGUGCCUCUUCGUCUUUGAGGACCGCGCCCAGCUCAACAGCCACCUCGACUCCGCCCACGGGACGCGCAGCAUCGCAGUCUGCUUUGGAGAGUCCGGACCCUUCGUCAACUCCCCGCCGACCUGGCACGCGGGCGUCGGACGAUCGUCUGAGGAUGAUGAGCAGCUUUCGAGACAGAGCACGGAAGAACAGCCGGAGAGUGAGCCUAAUAAUGGAAGAGUGACGUCAAGCACUGGGAACCUGGCAAAUCUACCGGAUGAUGUGCAAAUGGAACGUGGCAAGAGUGUUUCAUCACUCAGUGUUCCUACAGAAGGAGAGUUCUUGAGGGGUACACCUUCAGCAGGUGAGGGCAGACAAGAACAAGUCCUGUCCAGAGGUAGUUCUUGCAAUCCAUCCACCACAGACCAGGAUCUGUCUGCAGGUUCAGAACCAGUCCAAACACCAGUGGUCCAGCGUGACAGUGUGGCACAUAUCUCAAGACAAGCUUCGGAAGAAUCUCCAGACCAACCUAGGGUCGAGACUCCAAGGUUGAGCGAAAGCAUCAAGGAAAGUUAUAUCAAGACAGAGCCAGUCAGUCCUGUUAGGAUCAUGUGUCCGAAAAGGAGACGCCUGUUACAGGCCUCCUACUCUGGAGAGUCGAUUGACAUUGAUGUGGAAGGAAAGAACAGUGGUGAGAAUCAGUCUCAAAAGUCCCAGUCAGCUGAGCCUCAUGGCAACCCUGUUGCAUGUCAUCAGGACACAAAUCUUGCUUCUAGUCCAGGCAGCAGGAGAUCUUCAAUAUCAGGUGGGAGAGGUGGUGGAUCUGGGCGCCGGCCAGAGUCUGUCCUGCGUGGCCUUCUCAGGCGACAAGAUACGAUUGAGGAUAUUGAUAUAGAAGUCUCACCAAACCCUCCAAGCGAUACGUCACUGCCCUCAGGUGGUUUUAAUAUGCCUCGUUCAAUGAGCCUGACAGAUCGGACCACGCCAUGUAUACCCAGUACACUGCCUCGCCAAAGUUCUGAGCCUAUUGCAAAACCAACGGGACAGCUUGACAAGUCCCCUGAAGCGAAAACUUCAGAGGAGAGUAGCCCUGGAUCAGAAGAGAGACAGGGAACAGAGUCAGGCUCUAAGAAUAUGCUACGUGAGCUUGUCAGUAGAGCUGUAGCAGAAAGAAGACCUGACGGAGUACAGCGGAGAGGUUCAGAGGGAAUUAUUUUUAGAAAGACUGGAAGCAUUGAUGAGACUUCAAGUGGACAGCCAGCUCCCCGCAGCCACAGGCAACGUAGCUACAGCUUGACAGAGGGUGAUGCCAGGCUACCACCCAAUGGACUAAACCCAGACUUUCAAGUAAACCAGCAAGCAGAAGCUAACCGCGAGAAGGAGCAACCUCAUGUACCUAUGAAUUACCCGGCACAUGAGCAUAACCCUCCUCGUAUGGCUUACUACCCAAGGUAUUCUGGUCUUGUUCAUCAGCCUUUUGCAGUUGACAAUGACCCAAGAAAAAUGUGGCGCAGUUUACCUACAUAUUCUUCACAAGCUAGCGUUCAGAGCGAGCCUUCUGUUCCAUCAGUUCCAAGCUCUGAUCAUACAAAAGGAGCUCUGCCGACCCAGAUGUCGGAGGACUCAUUUCUUUACAAUUGCCUUAGGCAGCCAGGCAAUGUUGGUCCAAGACGAAAGCGCAGUCCGGCUGCAUUGAGUAGCCAGCACUCAUCAGAUGGAGCUAAUCCAAACUGGACAGGCCACAAUCAGUUUAAUGAGGCGGGUAGAGUUCCCAUGAUGGGAUAUCAAGGAGCUUGGCCACACUAUCAUAGAGGGAUGCACCACCAUCAUAUGCUGAUGAGACAAAAUGCUGAUGACAAAUCUACUUCCCCUAGCAUUUCGUCUAGUACACCUCAUAGACUAGGCCUUAAGCCAGACCAUCCUAUGUAUUCCAGUCUGGAAAGAUCUUUGUCCCAGCAUGGAAGUGGAGAAAUGCGCAGUUUUGACAGGAGGAGGCCGCCGAUGUUGGAACAUGGUGGCAGCAGUGAAUCCAGUCAGGAACUUGUCCAGGUGGAAGACAUCACUCGUCAGGUUCAUCGUGCCAUCAGUGGCACGGCUGGACUCUAUUCCACAGAAAGAGCAGCUGUAGCCUGGAGUGACCAGUCUUCUGGCAAUAACACUUCGCUGGAAGAACAGAGCUCUAAGGACUUGGACAAGAAGCGUAGCAGAAAGUCCACCUUCAAUAUCUACCGAGAGAUUCCAGAGAGAAAGCGCAAGCUAGACCGCGACGAAGAGGAGCGCAUCAAGAGUAGCUACAAUCCAGAUGGCAGCUUUGAUUACUUUUCGCUGACAGGAUGGAAAGCGUACAAGUGUGAGUUGUGCAAGAAACGGCGAUUCAAGACUGCUUCUGAGCUGGAGGAGCACAGGCGUCGUAAGCAUUCCCUUCAGCACGCCCAUGUAGGUAAUGCAUCAUCAUCGUCUUCAUCAGGAGUUGGAGCAUCCUUAGAUGACGGCUCAAGCAGUCCUCAGCUGACAUCCCAGCUGUCCAACGGAUGAAGAGCAACGUGCGGUCUUACCAAGCGGUUGUUAUAUCAAGGUGAUUUGUUGUUUGGAUGCCUGUGCAGAAAGUUAGGCUUUCUACACUUUGAUGUCUGCACCAAGAUGAAAGCAAAAAGUUUGCUAAGGUUUGUAUCGAUUGGUGUUUUGAGAGAAAGGUUGGGAGUGUUUGAAUAGGAUCAUUGGUUUAUGAGUUGCCUACUUCCAUAGUGAGAAGAUUGCAUGACUAGGCUUCAUAAGAAAGCAUGUGUAUGAUAAGACCAAGCUCGAUGUUUGAACCAAAUUUAGUAUGUCAUGUGUGCCAAGGAUGAAUUUUUUAUUUUUAAUCUUCAUUCAUUAUAUAUUAAACUUGACGGUAGAUGAGUCCUGUUAAUUAUCAGUUUAGAUACUCCUAGAUGGUAGUUUUAUUGGUGUUUUGUCCCCGUGAUCUACUUCAUCUAAAUCACACAAGGUGCAAUGAUCAUUAUUAAUGUUUGAAGCAAAUUUGUGUUCUGUGCAAUGCCAGUAUGGUCCAGUGCAUGCACUAUAAAUAUAAUAUUAUUCUACAGCUUAAUUCAUUCAUUCUGAUAUGUUCAUCAUACAAUCAUGUAGCGGUAGCGUACACAUGUCCAUCUUUUGCACAAAAAUGUACAUCUAAAUGUUCCUAGAUUAGAGUUUAUGGAAUCGUAUUUCUAGCUGGCACUCGGUCUUCAUGUCGUUAUCUGGUAUCAUUUUUUAGUGAUCUUGUUGUUCACAAAAUGGAACAGUGUACGAUAUAUUAAAAGCAAUCGUCCUUGUUUAGUCCAUGGUAUGUAGAAUAAUCAGUUUUUGUUGUAUUAAAGUAAGAGUGUGCCUGAUAAGAUGCUUUUGUAAAGAGAGCAUUAGAAAUUUGCAGCUGAUAGGGUUGAACCAAGAUAUAUAUUUUUAUGAUAUACUGAAGAAUUUUUCUUUAGGGAUGGGUGCCCAACUAAGGUUCAUAUUUGUUUUGUCCAACGUCCGUCUUUUUGUUGUUUUUCAGUCGGCAGCUAGAUUACUGUAUCCGUUAAAAGGGUAUCGUCCACUCUAUCGAAAAGCAGCGUUUACAAUGAAUAAUAAUUUUUGUUGCGAUACAGGUAGAUUUCUGAAAGUUUCAAAUUUUCUACUUUUUCUUUAACAAUUUAAAAUCACUAACCAUGUUCCAGUGAUGGGUUUGUAGAGUAUGUGAUUGGUUGAAAUUGGUUCACAUUAAUGCUGCUGGAAAUUAUGAUCAUGCUGCAAAUUGUGUUCGCUGUAGUCCAUGAAUAAUUUUGAUCAUGCUGUGUAAAAUCGCUGUUCUUCACUGACCUUCUUAAUGUUUAAGGUAGAACAAUGUUCUCAUGAGACUUGUACAAUGUAGUCGUCUUUCACGUCUGAUAUUUUGUUUUAAAUAUAGCUUGUCGUCAAAGGGCCAUUUAUAGGCCUGUGAUUUUCUUGUGAGGAAAGAAAGAAAAAUCAUUGAUUUUUUGCUUAUGAUAUUCAGAAAGCUUCUACAAUUACAAAUCUGUGAAGUAUUUAAACUUUGAGCUGCAUUAUAAGGAACAUUUUACUUCUUUGCAAUCAAGACUUUGUAUAAAUGUUGAAUGGUUAAACCUUAUACACAACUCUAGAUUCAAUUUUGGAUUGUUGUAAUAAAGGUAGAAUAGGAAAUACUGCAAAUAUGAGAAUUAUUUGCUAUAAUUAUAUACCGUGUAUCAAGCAUAUUUGCCAUUUGCAUUUUUGUUAAGUAUAAUCAAAGAUAGUAUCAGUAGGUAUCAUGUACACAACACAAAAUCCAGUUUACAUCAACCAUACAUGCUAGAAAAGGUCCUGAAAUUAUUACUUGUAGAUAAUUGUAAUGUAGAUAUCAAACCUCAAAAAUUAGAUUCCUCUGUAUUCAAGUAGUUCCCUAUCCCCAUAUGAUUGAAAGUUUAAAACAAAAGUAGACCAUUCCCUUUUCAUCCUAUAAAUUGCUGGCAUUUAAAGUUUAAUCCAACUUCACAUCACAACGAUUACAACUACAUGUAGGUACAACUGUAAUUGAAGUAGGUUUUGCAUAAAAUGUAUUUCAGUGAAUUAUAGGAAUCUACAUUGUACAUGUAUGUAUAUGAACUUCAGAACAUGUAGUUCUGGUGAUUUCUAUUUAUUUUUUGCUAUUACCAAUUAGUUACUGGACGAAAGAAAGGAAUGCCACUACUUUAAGUACAUUCUAUGACCAAGAAAACCUAGUCUUUUGUUGAGAACUUAGAUUUUCAUGAAAUCAGCAUUUUUGAAGUACUAACUAAUAUUCAUCGGCAAACAGACUGCAUUCAUGCGGAAUAUGAGUUUGAUUUUAUUCUGUUUGUACCAAAUGGAAGUACAGUAGGCUUUUACUAAGGCGUAGUACUUUUGUUGUAAGAGUCGAGCUUUAUCUUUCUUUUUGUCAUUGCGCAAAGAGCGAUAUGAAAAAAAUCAGUCUUUAGAAAAGAUUAUUUUGCUUCAUGCAAACUGGCUGUUUUCCUGUAUUAGGUUUCUAUUCACUGAAUCAGUAAGAGCAGAAAGUACUAUUUUGAAUUUCUUUAAAAAAAAGCAUAUAUGAUUGCUCUAGGCUUGUGACGCGUAUGAUUUUAUGAUUGGAGAUAAAGGGGUUAGCUGGUUCUAGUCCCGCUUAUCUUCCAGAAAAAGUUUUAAGAAACAAAAGAAUUGAUUAUAACUGUAUAUAUGCAUGUACAAAUUAAGAGUCAUUUUGAUUGAUACUUCAUAUUUUUCAAGAAGUUGUAUGAUUUUUUCUCUAUGAGUAAAUUUGUGACUGGCACUUUUGCCUUCUUUCUUAUUCAAUAUGUAUUUUUUGAUGACAAAAUAUCUAUAUAUAAUUAUAUCUAUAUAUCUAUAUCUAUAUAUAUUCCUUAUAAGUUGUAAAUUGUUCCACUUGUGCUAUUUUUGUUUUUUGUUUUUUGUUUGUUCGAUGUGUGGUUGAAGAUGUUUAUAGUGUUGCCUUUAUAUAUAUAUAUAUAUAUAUAUAUAUAUACCGGUAUAUAUAUAAGACAUGUGAAACUACUUCAUUUGGAAGUAGUCGCUCUGUUCCCCUGGAUUCCAAUCCUAUGUUAGAUAAGGAGCAUCUUUACUUGCUCCCUAAUGCCUGCUUGUGUGCUUCGUUAAACGUGGUUACAAUUUGGGUCGUAACUUCCUCAGGCAAGCCUGGCUAGGGACAGAAUUAACCUGCUCCAAAAACAACAAAAAAGAGUAAAUAAAUAAGGCCUGCUAAGACUAGAACUCAAAAUGUUGGACCUACCUCAAAAAAUGUUUACUACUUGCUUAUUUUAAUUUAGAAACAUUGCUGCAAAUUACAUAAUUAUCAUACUUAAACAUUUUUAUACCUUAUAGAUAAAGAUGAUUUAGACACAAUUUUUGCGCUAACUUUUCGUCAUCAGCGUACCAAAAAUUUAAGUAGACGCAUUCAUUUAAAUUGAGACAAAGCUAUUUUGAAAACUGAUUUGGCAUUUUCUUACUGAUAGCUCUUUGUUUUAUAACUUCUUUCUAGUGGUUGAAUUUUUUUAUUUUUAGGUUGAAUUGGAGAUUUUCUAUGUCCAUCACUGCAAGAGUUGGGGGGGGGGGGGAAUGGACAUCUUUGUUCCUUUUGUAAAUAGAAAAAUUCAGAUGGGACUAAUACAACGGAAUGUCAAUUUUUAUCGCUUACAUAAUCAGUAUAGUAUAAAUUCAGGAACUAAAGAUGCAAAAUCACAAAGGCUGAAAGAAGAAAAAGACUAGGGGAGGAGUGCAUACACUUGUGUGUGGGUUAAAUGACAUGACACAGGCAAGAAUACUUUUAUAGGGUAAAUUCCAACAUUUAAUCUGGCUUUAAAUGCUUCUGAUCUCAAAGGGGGUUGGUUCAAGGGGAACAUGGCGAAAUAUUAAUGCAGUUGGGUAGCGCUUGCAUGUGCAUGUAUGUAUAGUUCAAUUUUUUACAAAGAUAUUUUGUUCUCUAAACAAACGAGAGGCUUUGAUAUUAACAAAAAAAUGAAAGGAAGUUUAUAUGAAAAUGAGUCGACCCUAAGCCGUCCAUUAGACAAAAAGCUUUUAUUGUCUAACAUUUGUUUUGACUCGUAAGUAUGGGAAGUUGUUUUUAUCCAUGUAAUUUUGACAAUCUUCCUGGUAAAAGGAAUAAUGACCCUGUGCUCUACUUGUAAUGUAGAGGCUAAACUAGGAAUGCCUUUUAAGAUACAUAAACCUGGGUUUCUUGUAGCAUCUGAGAAUCGGAAGGACCCAACUCACAUGAUUUUGCGUUGAGAUAAAGACCUUCUGCCGUUCAAUAGAUGUUAUGUUGCCUCAUCUCUAGGAGAUAAAUGAUGCAAUGCAUACAAACUGGCAUGGGCUUUAUGCAUUCGAAUUAUGAAUAAGAUGCACAAAAUAUGACUAAAGAAUCGACCAAUCUCUGUGAUUUCUUAAUGUGCAUGUUUAUGUCAUAUUUAGAUUUCAUUUCAAGUCGGAAAUUCCAGGUUGUCCAUUUGAUGCAACAUUUAUAGGAUGCCAAAACUGUCACGAGGGUUAAAAGAGCUUUAAGGUAUUUUCAUAAAGUAAGUUAUUUAUUUAUGAAACUUUCAAUCAUGGUAAUGAUAUUUUUUUCUUCAAAAUCUUUUGAAGAGAUUGAUUCAUACUUAUAACAUGGGUUAAAGGUAUGUUUUUUUCCUUCAAAUCAUUGUAGAAGGUAAAAUUCCAGAAAUAUAAAAUAAUCAUGAUGCUUUAUAUUGGAGAUUGACUGGCAAAACUAAAACACUGUCAAAAGAACAUCAAUUUUCAGCAUCUGUUUAAAGUAGCAUCACUUUUAUUUCUCUACAGAAUCCUGUAAGACUGUUGACUAAAUUUGACCUAUUCAUAGCCCGCCCGCCUCCCAAGUUUUCUAAUGAAAAAAGAGGUAGCUUCCAACAAAUGAUGUAAAGAUAUAAGCUUUCUGGAAAGGGGGAUUUAUUUUAUAUUUGUUGUGUGUUACAUUUGUAAUUAGCUGAGGAAUUAAUCUGUCAGGGAUUUUGCUCAAUGCAUUUGACUUUGUAUGGCAUGCUCCAUUGGUAGUGGAUGUUAUAGUGUUUAUGCCUGUAGGUUGAAUACAAAGAUUUGUCCUGUGAUAUUUAAUACUAGAAUCAUGUUUGAAGAUUUUUUAUAUGAAUCACCAAGUCAAAAGAAAGGGUCAGGAAAUGUUUGCUUUUUAAAAACAUGAUCGACUCCCAACAUUUUUAUAUUUGUCACCAUACACUUGUACAUGUAUAAUAGUGGGUGUAAUUUGCCUACACAUUUUGUAAAAUGCAGAGUUAUCACAAAACUUAUGAACUAUUUUGGUAUUGUUGUACUUAAAAACCAUUGUAAAUACUAUUUUGCGUCAACAAGUGAUAUUUGUAUGUGACAGUGCAAAAAUUGAAAUUGCCAUGCAUUUGAAUGCAUAAACAUGAUUUUCGAGAGAUGAUAAAUUGAAUUUUAAGAAGAUAUAAGUCAAAAUGUUGCAAUGUUCCUCAUUUUGAGAGGUAACAUGUAUUUGUAAAACGUGUUGAGAAAUGUUUUAUUGUGUAAUAAUGUUUUUUGUGUAUAUCUGAACUGGCUCUGUAAGACAAUAAGUAAACGGUUAUACAAUGUAUGCGUGUCAUAUGGAUUGAACGUGUGAAACAAGGCGAGAAAGCACGGUGAUACAAUGAAUAUCAACUGUCUGUUGUUUUAUGUUACUGGCUGAGAUAAAGAGAAUUUUUUAGGAAGAUAUGCAGAUAUUUUUUAAGAGGAGUAUUCAGUAUAUAGUUAUUACUUCACAUCGUUGAUAAUUAUUUGAAUAUAUUCUAAACGGGAUAUUAUCUCCAUCUCUACUUUUCAUUAAGAACAUGCUCUGAUAGUCCCUGGUAUGCUGUAUCAAAGCUGGAUGAAAAGCCAGGGACGUACUCAUAUUCUUUUACGAAAUUCAAGUUUGAAGACUAACAUCAACAUUUUUUCUGAAUCAUAUUCAAAGUGAAAUGUUUUUGUUUUUCCUUGAGGUCCCUUCCUGAUGUAUAGGUUUCUAUUAUCUAAGAAGAUGUUUUUAAGGGGGGGGGGGGGGGGUCUGUUUCAGAUCAAACAAUGAACAUUAAAAGACUGCUAUGUAGGCCUAUCUAAUUAUUAAAUACAAUUCGUUCCAGCAGAAAAAUGCUUUUUUUUUGUGCACACGUCAUGAUCUUUGAGUACACCUUCUUUAUGAAGCAAACAACAGACAAAUUCAUUACAUUUGGCAUGCAUGUCAUGUUCUGAUUAUAUAUAAAAAAAAAUACCACUGACAGACUGCUCUGCUCAUUUGAACGAGUGUUAUGCAUGUAAUAUUAAUAUGUUAUUUUUUUCAAGAGGAUUUCAUGUACAUCCCAACUAUUGAAUCUCUUUUUUAACCAAGGUUCUUCAAGCACCAUCAUUGUUGAUGAUGUGAUUUUCAGAAUUGAACCUUAAGAAGAAAAUGUCCACUCAGAAAGCUCUUGAUGUGUUCGGGGUUUUCCCUAGGGGAGACAGUUAAUUACCCCCUUUUCUCAGACUUUCAGUAUGGCUUUGUUUUUUUGUUUCUGGGUAAUAAAAGCCUCAUUUGUGUGCUCCGGAGAAAAUGAUUUUACUGGUACUUUGCAGAAGUACCUGAAGAUGUUUAGAGAAUUAAAGUACCCAAGAUGUUUUUGUCAUUUUAGUAGGAUACUUCUCUGUCACCUUUAUGUCGUUAAGUCAUUAUGCAGAUGGAAUUUAAUUUUGCUUGGAAAUGUCAAAGGUGAUUCAUAGAGUUGAUAUACUCAGAUAAUUGCAAUAAGAAGAAAAAAAUGGAUCAAAUCUGAUAUAUUCUUUAUCCCAUAGCAGUUCUGAAUUUCCUAAAGUUUAAACGAAAUCCCUUGCCAUCUUCAAAUUGGCAGCAGUUAUGCUUAUCCUUCACUUGGUAGUUAAAAAUUAAAAAACUUAAAUGAAGCAACUGGAUUGCCAAUUUGUUUAAUAAUGAACAUAGUAAUUAUGGUAGAGAAUAUUUCAGACUGGAAUCCCAACGCUGUCACAACGUGUAUGUCAACUCGUCCAUGCAUUCUAAAAAGGUUUAUGUAAUAGCCAUCUAUUUGCAAAUGGAGUAAUUGAAAGAAGCAACAACUCUUGUAUAAAAUAAAAGGGGAUCCCAAGUUCUAUAAUGAUAUUCACAAUUUUAGGUACGGUACAUGGUUUGUGUGAAGCUGAUAACACAAAGGAAUGUACACCUGUAAACGCUGUAAAGAAUGAAUAUGAAAGAAGUGAGGGAGGUUUUUGUAAUUCAACUGAAUUUUUUUCAUUUUUGACAAAAAAUUGUGUCUCACUUUGAUAAACAAAAUAAUAAAUGUAGACUCUAGUUCUCUUUUAAGAAAGAGAGAGAGAGAGGUAAAAAGAAAAGAUUAAGCUACAGGUAUUAAAAAAUCUCUUUUGACAUAUUCAUAACACCCUGCAAAUGUUAAUGGCAUGAAGGGUUGUAUAUCAAUAUACCUCAGAAUUAAAAAAGAUGUUUUGUAAUGUACAUCGAUGCUGUACAUUACAUCCAUGUCCUGCAUUCGUUCAAAUGGUAUUCCUGAUGGGCGGAAAUAGUUCCUGAUGGUUAAUAAUCCUUUUCUGAGGAAUAACUACGUCUUCAGUGUAGGUGUUUUUUCCGUGGGAUGUUGAUAAUGCUCCUGAUGAGUAGAAGGUCACUCCUAGCCUUCGUUCAUCCUCCUACACAAUGCUUCUUUUACGCUUGGGAUGUUGUGUAUCUUCAUCACUGUGGGUGGGGUAUCCAAGGACUACGCAUCACUGGAGGAGAGCUUAAAGAUCAAGUUGAGUUCUGGUAAUAAUAAUAAUAACGAUAAUAAUGGUGGCUUCAAAUAUAGCGCACAUGUCCGUCACGUCGUGAUGCGAUAACAUUGCAAAUGAAAAGCAAUUGCGAAAGGUGUGGGUAGGGUAUCCAAGGACUACGCAUCACUGGAGGAGAGCUUAAAGAUCAAGUUGAGUUCUGGUAAUAAUAAUAACGAUAAUAAUGGUAGCUUGAAAUAUAGCGCACAUGUCCGUCACGUCGUAAUGCGAUAACAUUGCAAAUGAAAAGCAAUUGCGAAAGGUGUUGUGACGGAGUAGACAAAAAUGUACAGUGAGGCUUUGGAACCAUAAAAAUGAUAAGAAAUUUAUCAAUUCUUGCUGAAUGCCAUAGGUGCACAGAAAUGGGUACAUGGGACUACACUCAAAUGUUUGGUCCAAACAUUUUUAUGUAUUUCUUGUCCCAUUUCAAAUACGAGGGCAUUUGAAGAGAAAUCCUUUUCAGGAGACAUUUCUGCUAUGAUAUUCUUCCAAACUGCUAUUAUAGAAUGGAAAAGAGUUGAUAAAUUAUUUUCCAUCUUGACCAGAACUCUACCUUCUCUUGAACCUUUAGGAUGGGCCAAGCCUUUUCAGUGAUAUCGUUAAUUUCAUUAUCAUAUAGAACAUUGAGGUCUAUUGGCUAGAUAUAUCGGCAUUCUGUCAUGCACUGUUUUGACUGAUCUUUACAAAUAUGCUGACCCCCUGCCAUUUAUAGUCUCUAACUCUAAUGUACUUUUGUAUUUUUUAUAACUUCAUGAAAUAAUCAAGCCAUUCAAGUCCAUUUGUUGGAAUGCAUCUGGUUAAAAUGAUAUAUUUUUUGGUUGAAAAUUAUUAUUGAGUCAAUAAAUCACUCUGAGAUUUCCCGUUUCAUUAUUAUAACUUCAUGAAUCCUUGGUUAAAAUGAAUUAUUAUAUUAAAACAAGUUGAAAACAGAGAUAUAUUAAGAUAAGUUAAAAACAGAGAUAUAUAAAAACUAGCACUCCUGCAAAAGUUGCUUGUGUUUUUUGUUUUUACAUGAAUGAAACUCAACUUUCUUUGCAUCAAUAUUUAUAUUGCUAUAGUGACAAAGUGUUCUUUGUAUACAAGGAAAACUUGUUCCAUUCUAUUAGUGAUCACUACACAGAUCUAUGGCAUAACUGGUCUUGAGAUGUAGUAUGAAACUGUUACUUUUCAACUUUAAUCUCAUUCUUUUACAAUAUGUGAUUGUUUCAUUUGUGCUUAAUCAUGAUUCUUGUGCUUGUUUCAAAUGUAAUGCCGUACUGAUGAAUUGGUAUCACCCAGAAUAUAGCCCUGUUCACAUAUGAUGGGAUGAACUGCCUCGUAAAAUGAUGCAGCAAAAUAAAAACAGUUUACAAGUCAAUGAUUGGCAAGUAAAGAGUCGAAGAGAAAGUAGUUGCAUGCAACUAAGAGACCACUCAACAUAUAUAUAUAUAUAUAUAUGUACUUAUCUUGUAUGCUAUAUGAUACAGAAAUGUCAGGCACACUGUGCUUGUGUCAUUUUUAUUUUGCCGCGGAAUUUGUUUUUGGUGGCAGUUAACUGCUUCAUAUGUGAACAAAGCUUUCAGAAAGAAAAAAUUACACAGAUGUCACAGAAAAUACAGGAGACACGUUGAAUGUGAAAUGCACUGUACUCAUAAGAAUGAAAGACUUUUUUUUAUUGGAAUGGAGUAAAAAGAGAGCCAUGUUUGGACUGUAUAACACUA